Molecule: messenger RNA, 1764 nt
Organism: Aspergillus versicolor CBS 583.65
Lineage: Eukaryota; Fungi; Ascomycota; Eurotiomycetes; Eurotiales; Aspergillaceae
Product: CocE/NonD family hydrolase
Exons: 2
Coding region: 1-1764 (587 amino acids)
Molecular function (GO): dipeptidyl-peptidase activity
Source: RefSeq, a predicted model, not a curated record
AUGCCGCCCCCCGUCCAAGCCGCAUACAAACGCAUCAAGCCGCCCAAGGUAGGCGAGAACGGCUACGUCGAAUUCAAUCCCAAAUCCGAGAUUCUCCCCGCAGGAUGGAACGGAUUCAAUGCGAAGCCGCUUAAAAGCGCGAUCCGCAUUGAUCAUGACGUCGAGAUGGUCAUGCGCGAUGGCGCCAGGCUCUACGCAGAUAUCUACCGCCCCGCCGAGUCGAGUGAGAAAGUCCCCGCCGUGCUCAGCUGGUCAUUCUACGGGAAGAAGUACAGUGCGCUGGAUAUGCUGCCCAUGUGUGUCUGGAACUGCUGCGUGCCGCGCUCUGACCUCAGUGGGCUGGAGAAAUUCGAGGGUCUGGACCCCCAGGCCUGGUGUCCGCGGGGGUAUGCGAUUAUCAGUGUCGAUACCCGUGGAGCAGGGAAUAGCGAUGGUUUGAUUGGCGUUAUGGGCGCUCAGGAUGCGGAGGAUGGAUAUGAUGUUGUUGAAGCCAUUGCCAAGAUGGACUGGUGUAAUGGGUCUGUUGGCAUGGCUGGGAAUUCGGCCCUGGCUAUCUCGCAAUGGUUCAUUGCCGCGCAGCAGCCCCCGUCUUUGAAGGCUAUUGCGCCAUGGGAGGGAUCAGGAGAUAUAUACCGAGAGCAGUUCUGCAGAGGUGGAUGGUUCUCCAUGAGCAAUUUCGAUCUUAUCACCAACGAGAUCGUGCGCGGACAAUCGAGCUCAGGUAUUGAGGACUUUGAAGAGAUGUACCGCCGGUCUCCAGUCUCGAGUCCAUUCUGGGAGGAUAAGCGGGCUGAUAUGACCAAGGUCGACUGUCCGGUCUAUAUAAGGGGCUCUGAUGUUAGCUCUAUACAUACAAUGGGCUCAAUCCGUGGCUGGCUGCAGGUGCCGCACGACAAGAAAUGGAUCCAAUGGGGCAGCAAGCAGGAGUGGUACGAGCUGUACAGCUGCCCCGAAUCCAUGGACGAGCUUCUUGUCUUCUUCGAUCGAUAUUUGAAGGGAAUUGAGAAUGGCUGGGAGAAAACACCCAAAGUGCGGUGGUCUGCACUGCAGUUCGGCGAUCGAGAGGCCAUCGACAAUAUCGUCCUGGAGGACUUUCCAGCCCCGAGCACCCAAUAUCGCGAGCUCUUCUUGUCAUCGCAGACACUGAAUACCAGCCCGGUUCAAGCCUACGAGAAACUCUCGUAUGAUUCAGCGUCGUCCUCCAGCUUCGCCGAGUUUUCGUACACCUUUGACAAACCAUCUCGGUUAAUCGGUCUUCCAAAGGCUGUGCUGUACAUGUCCUCGGAGGACCAAGAUGACUUUACAGUCUUCGUUAUUAUUCGCAAGAAGGAUAAGAAUGGAAAGCCGUUGAUGCAUCUCAACUUCCCCUUCCAGGCCACCCCGGUCAAGUCAAUCGACGAUAUCCCGCAGAAAGAGCAGGCCAGUCUGAACCUGCACCUCGGCUCUACGGGCAUCUUGAGGGCGUCACACCGUGCUAUUGACAAAGAGAAGAGCAUCCAUCCCCAGUUCCCGUUCCAUCCUCACUCGCGCCAGGACAAAGUGACUCCGGGGGAUAUUGUCAAACUAGAGAUCGGGAUCUGGGCGAUGGGUGUGGAUUUCGAGGCUGGGGAGACCAUCAGCGUUAGGGUGUCCGGCCAGUUCCCUAGUAUCGCUGAGUAUAAGACGUGGUCGAAGCCCAGGCCGGAGCAUGAGCUGAAUCGUGGGAAACACUUUAUUCAUUGUGGUGGAGAGUACCCCAGUUCUGUAAUUCUCCCAUUUAUAUAG